Pieris macdunnoughi is the source of this 381-nucleotide messenger RNA. NCBI's taxonomy places the organism in Eukaryota, Metazoa, Arthropoda, Insecta, Lepidoptera, Pieridae. The record is from the annotation of a GenBank genome assembly.
AUGGACGAUUACGAGGCGAUGACGGAAGCUGUCAAAAAUGCUGACGUUUUGUCAAUGUUGCAAGAUGUAGUGGCAAUUGACGCACAUGACGAACAAUCGCAGGAGAUUAAAGAGAAAAUUCAGGAUAUUUUGAAACAGUAUGAGGUUAUGGGGGAAGAAGAUAGAACAUUGUUUGUAGAUAGAUUAAAAGAGGCUUUGACGGAGAAAUUGUCUAUGAAAAUGCAGGAAAAUGAUUUCUCCUAUUGGCCUAUGUUUGUCGCUGUUUUCUUCGUGGCGUCUGUGAUUGUCUUCUUUGGAUAUAAACUAUACAAGUCGAUAAAAGAGAAAGAGAUGAAGAAAGAAGAGAAGAAGAAACAGAAGCAGUCGAAAAAGAAGAAAUGA